GUCAGGAGAUGAAUUUUUUUCUUCCCCCCCUCCUGCGCUGAGAAAAAAAAAGAGGAGGAAAGAAAAAAAAACCCUCAGAGCGCUAACAUGGGAGAGAAAUAAUAAUAUUAAAAAAGCCGUGUUGGGACACAUGUUGGGACGACUGGCCUCCUCCCGGCCCGCGUAGGUUGGUACCGGUGCUAAACAGCGAGUUGCCGCUCUGGUUGGAGUUGCCAAAUCAAUAAGCUAAUGGAGAUUGGCUGCUCCCGCUGCUGGACGUCUGCUUCCUGUUUCCUGUUUGACCGUCCCGAGUGUUGGAUCAGCCUGAACACGCGUUCAAACACACACACGCUCCCCUCCCCUACCUCCCCCUCAGCUCUGGCAGGCUAAGAGCCUCCUGAUCACCACCCUGUAAAUCACAUCUGUGCUUGAAUGCACACACACACACACACAAACACACACACAUCUAUUCUGCAACACACACACGACGAGCCGGGCACUCACUUGCCGUACAGCGUGGACAUCUACUCGACCAACCUGGCAGCGAUGACCUCGCACAGCCACCAAGAGGGAAUCCUGGGAAAGGAGCAGCCACUCGAGGUCCUGAAGACAUCAGCGCUCAACCACAUCCCAACAGUGGACAUCAACUCGGCGCUGCCCCUUCGUCUCCCUCCAGCCGCCAUCCCCAUGGACCUGCGCGUGGACCAUCACCAGCAGCAACAGCAGCAGCAGCAGGUGUCCUCGCUCUCCCCGCCCGCCCAACAGUCGCCCGGCUCCCUCGGAGGAACGGGCCAGGCCGGUGGAGGCGGCGGCAGCGUGGUGGCGGCGUCAAUGCACGAGCAGCAGCUGCAGCAGGAGCUGCUGGCCCUGAAGCAGAAGCAGCAGAUCCAGCGGCAGAUCCUCAUCGCCGAGUUCCAGAGGCAACACGAGCAGCUGUCCCGCCAGCAUGAGGCCCAGCUCCAGGAGCACAUUAAGCAGCAACAGGAGCUUCUGGCUUUGAAGCACCAGCAGGAGCUGCUGGAACAUCAGAGGAAGAUGGAGAACCACCGUCGGGAGCAGGAGCUGGAGAAACAGCAGAGAGAACAGAAGCUCCAGCUGCUCAAGAACAAAGAGAGGGGCCAAGAGAGCGCUGUGGCCAGUACUGAGGUAAAGAUGCGGCUCCAGGAGUUUGUCUUGAACAAGAAGAAAGCCCUGGCCCAGCGGAGCCUCAACCAAGGAGGCCUUCCCAAUGACGCUCCCUACUGGUACCGCAAAACCCAGCACAGCUCUCUGGACCAGAGCUCGCCUCCACAGACUGGUGUGUCCACCUACAACCACCCUGUGCUGGGCGUCUACAACCCCCGGGAUGACUUCCCACUGCGAAAGACUGCAUCUGAGCCCAACCUGAAGCUGCGCUCCCGGCUGAAGCAGAAGGUAAGCGAGCGUAGGAGCAGUCCGCUACUGCGUCGCCGAGACAGUCCCAUCACCACCGCCAAGAAACGCUCGCUCGACAUGGCAGACUCGGCAUGUAGCAGCGCACCCGGCUCAGGCCCAAGCUCUCCAAAUAACAGCUCCAACAACAUCCCUAAUGAGAACGGCAUCACUGUGUCAGUCUCCAACAACACGGAGGCGUCUUUGGCCCAGAGGCUAUGCAGCGGUGCUGAGCGGGGCUCCAUUAGCCAGCUGUCCCUCCACACUUCACCAUCCUUACCCAACAUCACCCUGGGGCUGCCUGCCACUGCCACGGCCACUGCUGCUUCCAGUGUGACCUCAGCCCAGCAGGAUGGAGGCCUUCAGCCGGCCCUCUCCCUCAGCCCUCCCUUCCUCUCCGGUGGCCACUUGACCUCCUACUUGGCGGAGGCUGGAGCGGGAACAGGCGGGCAUGGUGCACACAGUCCCUUGCUCCAACAUAUGGUGCUGAUGGAGCAGAGUCCAGCGCAGAGCCCCCUGGUGACAGGUGUAAGCGGCCUGUCUAUGCCGUCAGCGGCCUCCAUGGCCAAGCUGCAGCGGCAGCACCGGCCCCUGGGGAGGACCCAGUCGGCCCCGCUGCCCCAGGGGAGCGCGGCCCAGGCUCACGCGCAGGCCCUGGCCCUGCAGCAGCUGGUGGUCCAGCAGCAGCACCAGCAGUUCCUGGAGAAGCAUAAGCAGCAGUUCCAGCAGCAGCAGCUCCACCUCAACAAGAUGAUGGCCAAGCCCAGCGAGUCGUCCGUGGGCCGUCAGCACCAGAGCCACCCCGAGGAGACGGAGGAGGAGCUGAGGGAGCACCAGGAUGGAGGAGCCCUGCCACACGGGGUCACCAUCAAGCAGGAGCCCCCCGACCCCCAGGAGCUGCAGGAGGAGGUGCUGCAGCAGCAGCAGCAGCAGCACAGGGAGAGGCAGGCCGAGCAGGAGCUGCUCUUCAGACAGCAGGCCCUGUUGUUGGAGCAGCAGCGGAUUCACCAGCUGAGAAACUAUCAGGCCUCGAUGGAGGCUGCCGGCCUGUCCAUCUCCUUCCCGGGACACCGCCCCCUGUCCAGGGCCCAGUCAUCUCCGGCCUCCGCUUCCUCCUUCCCGAUCAGCGUCCCUGCACCCGAUCCUCCAGUCAAGCCUCGCUUCACCACAGGCCUCGUGUACGACUCCCUAAUGCAGAAGCAUCAGUGCAUGUGCGGAAACACCAACAGCCAUCCAGAGCACGCGGGGCGCAUUCAGAGCAUCUGGUCUCGGCUGCAAGAGACUGGACUCAGAGCUCAGUGUGAGUGCAUCCGUGGGAGGAAGGCCACUCUGGAAGAGCUGCAGACAGUUCACUCUGAAGCCCACGUCCUGCUGUAUGGAACCAACCCACUCCGACAGAAACUUGAUUGUUCAGUCACCCCCAUGUUUGUACGACUCCCGUGUGGAGGGGUGGGAGUGGACAGCGACACCAUUUGGAAUGAGGUCCACUCCUCCAGCGCGGCUCGCCUUGCUGUCGGCUCUGUGGUGGAGCUUGUUUUUAAAGUCGCUACAGGAGAGCUGAAGAAUGGUUUUGCUGUGGUCCGCCCUCCUGGACACCACGCAGAGGAAAGCACUCCCAUGGGUUUCUGCUACUUCAACUCUGUGGCCAUCGCAGCCAAACUGCUGCAGCAGAGACUCAACGUCAACAAGAUCCUCAUCGUGGACUGGGAUGUCCAUCAUGGCAAUGGCACCCAGCAAGCCUUCUACGAUGACCCCAGUGUCCUUUACAUAUCUAUUCAUCGCUACGACGACGGCAACUUCUUCCCUGGUAGCGGAGCACCUGAUGAGGUUGGCAGUGGCCCUGGAGUCGGGUUCAACGUCAACGUUGCCUUCACCGGAGGUCUCGACCCGCCCAUGGAAGAUGCGGAAUACCUGGCUGCCUUCAGGUCAGUGGUGAUGCCCAUAGCCAAUGAGUUUGCUCCGGACAUCGUGUUGGUCUCUUCUGGCUUCGACGCCGUCGAGGGACACCCCCCACCGCUGGGCGGCUACACUCUGACGUCCAAAUGUUUUGGUUAUCUGACCAGGCAGCUGAUGACCCUCGCCGGAGGCCGCGUGGUCCUGGCUCUGGAGGGAGGUCACGACCUCACCGCCAUCUGCGAUGCCUCCGAGGCCUGCGUGGCCGCCCUGCUCGGCCAGGAGCUGGACCCACUGCCCAAGGCCGUCCUCGAGCAGAGGCCAAACCCCAACGCCGUUCGCUCUCUGGAGAAAGUUUUAGAGACUCACAGUAAGUACUGGCGCUCGGUGCAGCGCUACUCGCCACGGCUCGGACUUUCUUUGCUGGAAGCCAAACGAGGAGACUCGGAGGAGGCUGAGGCCGUCAGCGCCAUGGCCUCUCUCUCGGUGGCCAACUCUAAUGCCAUGGAUCAAAGCAGGCCAGAGGAAGAGCCCAUGGAAGAGGAGGAACCGCUGUAACCGAUGGAAACAUGAGGGUGUCACCGCGUUACCAUUGACCUCUCCGGAGAAUGCCUCUUUGAUCAGCAAAGAGUCUCGACUGAUCCCUUCAUUUAGUCCCCAUAACCCGACUCACCACGUCAGUCACCUUGAUUGGCGGCCCCUCGGCCAAAACGAGGGAGAAGGGGUGGGCUCAGCCUCAGGAGUAGGGAGCCAAUCAGAAGACAGAAGAGGACUGAAUUGGAAAAAAUUAUUUAAACAUACCGGCAGCGCUCGCUCAGAGACAUUUUUUCUGUCAGUCUUCGCACCCAGACGUUAGCCCUCGGCGGCUGACCAAGUGAUCACGGCAGCGGGCGAGCAUAUUUGGAGCGGGUUGGGGGGGGGGGGGGGGACGAGAUCAGAUCUCGUCACAGAAAGGUGUGAUGACACUUGGGCGCAGAAACAUACGGUGCUUUACGGUGCUGCCCUCUGACCACAUUCAGUACGGACACCAGGGACAGCGGACGCCCCCGGCUGCCAAAAGGCGAGCUUGGGGAUUUUCUUUUUCCUUUUUUCUUGACUAUUUUUCCCUAAAGAAAUGGGAGCAUCACGGCAACUGAGAUGAUACUUUACUAAAUGUUUUCACUGUGGACUUUGGUCGGGCCGAAGUUUGAGUAGGCUUUUGCAAAGAUUUGAUGGUGAGACUGUCGCCUCGCCGGACCGGCCUGUUGUUGAAGGUUGACGAGUGAGAGGAGUGCCUUGGUGAGGGUCCGCCUGAUUUCAGGAUUGUUCAGGAAAAGAUUGCCUUAAGAUUUUCUCGCUGAGGAAUUGGCGCGAGGGCGGGAGAGACGGAGGAGAGCUUCAAGUCCUCUUGGGGGACGGGAAUGACGAAAAAUAUAGCAAACAAUCUUUCAGCAUGUUUACUUAGAACGUGACGAAGACAGCAUUUAUGUCUCUCACAGCCUCUCUUGAAGAGUUACUUUACUUUUUGGAUGGAUCUAUUUUUCUGUAAAAAAGAAGAAGAAAAAAAAAGAAGAAAGAAAUGAGAGCGCUUUGUAAAGGUAGUUGCCAGCUUCAGUAGAUAAAAAAAAAAGGUGCAAACAUGGAGACCUUCAAAGAAGGAGUUAGAAAACUUUCGAAAAGGUUUAGCCUUUAAUGUAGCUUCCCUUUAAUCGAAGUCGUCGCUUUGUAAAACGCAUGCAUUUGAGCAGAGAGGCCAGACGUGUUUGUUUUUUUUUUGUUUUCUUUUGUUUUUAUCUGCAAGAUAUUUUGAAUGUUAUCCAAAAGAGAAAGCCAAGCAAGAGAAGCCAAAGCAUGAGUUUGGAUUUACAGCAGUACUUUAACUCCACGUCGUUGGCAAGCCGACAAACAUUUCACGUAUUGGCCCUUUAAGACGAGGCUCCCAAUACCCCAGUUCAAUGUUUACUGAUUUCCUCCUUCACAGAUCAGGUGCGCCUGCCGAUCCCAUGCUUUGCCGGUUGGCAACUACCUUGGUUACUAUCGUGAGCUAAACAUCAGCCAUGUAUAUUGAAUUGAAUAUAUUUUGAGAGGCAGUGAUGGAGUAUUGUCUUGUUUGUAUCUACAUGUAUGAUUUCCACAUCAAGUUGUCAAUUCUGCAACAUCAGAAGUGUGUUUGGUAAGCGUGUCCACUCUUUUUUUUUUUUUACUUUUUAUUGUAUAAGAUUAUUUUUCUAACUUUUUUCAUCCAUAGAUUUUGUUCUGUGUUUUUUAUCCAUUUUCUGGAUAGUUAUAGGGCUGCCAUUCACGUCCUUAGUACUAUUGUUCUUUCUUUCUUUCUUGUAUUUAUCAAAACUAAGGAGCAACUCUUUCUUUCUUUCUUUCUACGGCUCCCUUAAAGCCUUUCUGCAUUUUCAUCGAUGAUGUAUUUAUAACAUGUACUGUUUAUAGGAGAUUUGUAUAUGGAAAAUUUAUAAAUGUACUCUAAACUAAUGACAGCUAUGAUAUUGUGAGAAAAAAACAACAAAAAAAACAGUAUGGUGUAAGAUGUUACUCCAUGAACUUUAAAAAAGCAGCAUAUUUAACUCGUCAUCGACUGCACUGUUUUCGAGUGGUUAUUACGCGGCACUGCAGUUGACUUUUUAAACACCUACAGAGUCGAGACAUUUGAUCACUUUGUUGCCUAAUCGAAACAUUUUCCUCUCGUGCAUGAGCGACAUGCGCUUACCUUUCAACUGUGACGACACCUCCCCUGCUAAAAAUAAAUAAAGAGGUUUAGAGGCCACCUUAUGUAGCUAGCUGAGUUUUCCGUGGCGGGAAAAUAAAAGAAGGGGACACAGAUGUCAAAGAAAGUGGAUUUUUAUUUUUCUUUAAACCAGCUCGGGACGGAAAACAUCAGCCAAUAAUUUUAAAGUCCUUCUCCAAGCAUGUGUUGCACUACUGUGUCCGUGACGUCAGUGUUUCCUUCUUCUCUUUUUCCUGCUUUGAAUUGGUCUGACACCACGAGUAGCUCAAAUACAUUCGAAUGAGCCCCCGUCUGUCAACUGCUUUGUUAAACACCCGAUUAAAGACGACUGUCAUGUUUAUUUUAAUGGGACUUUUCACCCUUCCCCCAAAAAUAUCAAAUGAACGUGUUUUUCCUCUGGCCUGUCGUGAUUUAUCCAUUUAGAUUGUUUUGGUGCACGUUGCCCAGUUUUGAAGAUAUCAGCUGUGGACAUGCCUGCCAUCUUUUGAAUGUAAUGGGACUAAUAAAAAGCUAAAAAAGAAAAUAAGAUGACCCAGUUACACAAGAAUAUCCACAAACCUUGCUGUGAGGAGUUUCAUGUAGGAACUAUUUUCUUUCUACCAAACUACAUCCACCAUUAAAGGCUUAGAUACCACAAUCGGGCUUGUACAAUGUAUCUAUGUCAGCGAGGACUUGGGAGAUCUGAGUAUGUGUUCUGACCCAUUUCUAUGUAUAAUGACACCUUUUGUGCUGCUUUUUGAUGUUCCAGUGAAGGAAAUGCCUAAACCAGGGGUCGGCAACCUGUAAUCCGGAAAGAGCCAUUUGAACCCGGUGAGAGCCGCAAAUACUAGUGGAAGCCGGUAGCGGCUACCGCGAGUGAUGCAUAUAUUGAG
Molecule: messenger RNA, 6873 nt
Organism: Archocentrus centrarchus (flier cichlid)
Lineage: Eukaryota; Metazoa; Chordata; Actinopteri; Cichliformes; Cichlidae
Product: histone deacetylase 4-like
Exons: 27
Coding region: 412-3840 (1142 amino acids)
Biological process (GO): negative regulation of transcription by RNA polymerase II
Molecular function (GO): histone deacetylase activity
Source: RefSeq, a predicted model, not a curated record